AUGGCUGGGCCUGGCCCGGGCAAAGCCCUCCUGGUUCGGGACAUCCUCUUGCUGCUGUUGCUCUUCGCAGUGCCGACUGGGGCUUUUGUCUACGCCCUCGACCGAACUCUGGCGGCGACGCUGGUGGCGAGCAGCUUGAUCUCGCUUGCCAUCGAACUGUAUCGGCAGAGGAAGCGAUGCCUGCCCUACCCCGUGUACUUGGUCUUGGUGUAUGCAGUGCAGAUUCUUUGCUGCCUCUCAUCUCUGCACAGCAGCCUGAGUCUCGAGGGGCCGACAGGUCAGCAUGCGGCUACGACGAUUUCUAUUGUCAUGGCGGCACACAAUGAGCACGAGUACUUGAAGCGGACGCUCGAUUCCAUCAUCGAUAGCACCCCGUUGGAAGUUCUGACGGAAAUUAUCCUGGUGGACGACGGGAGCUCACCGCCACUGGCCUCCCUCGUGUCGUCUUAUAGCCUGGUCAAGCUGCUGCGGCACGAGAGCCGGCGGGGCCUCAUCAAGUCGAAGACGGAAGGCGGCAACAGCGCGACGGGCGACGUCAUCAUGUUCCUAGACGCCCACGUCCGACCUGUGCCAGGCUGGCAUGCGCCGCUGCUGAGACACAUCGGCCAGAAUUACAAGAGAGUGGUCGUUCCUUUGAUACCUAUCCUGAACGCGGAUACCUGGGAAGUAAACAACAAUGCCAUCGGUGUCAAGAUGAUGUUCGAUUGGACGCUGUUCUUCAAUUGGUUCGAAGACGGCAACGAUAUCGUGCCAUGCAUGAGCGGAGGUCUCUUUGCCAUCGCUAAACGCUGGUGGCACGAGUCCGGUGAGUACGACUACGGCAUGAACAUGUGGGGCGCAGAGAACAUUGAGCAGUCCAUCCGGAUAUGGCUCUGUGGAGGUGAGAUCUUCGUUGCACGGGACUCCCGUGUCGCUCACGUGUUCCGGAGGUCCUUCCCGUACGCAGUCAACAACACCGAAGUCUACAUCAACAAGGUGAGGACGGUGGAGACCUGGUUUGACGACUACAAGCGCUUCUUCUAUGCCGCAGACCCUGCAGCGGAGAGGUUCGUGGACGCGAUGGGAGACAUCUCGGAUCGACAAGCCCUGAAGAAGCAGCUGAACUGCAAGCCGUUCAGUUGGUACGUCACAAAGUUCAAGGAUGUGUUUGAGACAAAGAACAUGUUGCCAAAAGACAUGUUCCUGAUUCGAGAUACCGGCACCGGACUGUGCCUCCAGCCGGAGCGGCGGACCAGUCGCUUGCUGGAAGGGCCCUGCCGCCAAGAGGACAAGCGCCUUCGCUGGACCUACACAAACAAAGGCCGCAGCCUGGAGCAUGUCGACACGGAAAUGUGUUUGGACGCGGACUCCGCGCAGGUGCAGAAGGUCGGAGCAAAAGUACUGCUCUAUCGCUGCAUGCAGGGUUCGCCAAUGCAGGAGUGGGUGUUCAAAAACGGCCACCUGCGGUUUGCAAACCUAUGUGUCAACGGCUCUGCUGAGGGCGACUUGGCCUUCGCGCGCUGCGGCAACUUCCUGCAGGAAAGAGGUCCCUUCGAACCUUUCGACCAGAAGGCAAUGGGGCCUCUACCUAGACGAAGGUCGGCUGGCUAG
Symbiodinium natans is the source of this 1590-nucleotide messenger RNA. NCBI's taxonomy places the organism in Eukaryota, Dinophyceae, Suessiales, Symbiodiniaceae. The record is from the annotation of a GenBank genome assembly.